UAGAAGCCGCCUAAAAAAACAACAAAAACAAAACAUUGGUGUCUGCUCGAAAAACCUCAACCUUAAUCUCAAUCAAGUCAUAGAAAGAAAGAAAAAAAAAAACCUUUGAAAACUUUUUUCUGAUUGUUGCAACUUUCAAUCUUUGCUGAAAUUAUUGAAAAUCUUGUCUUUGAAUAUACUAAACAAAAACAUAUAAUCUCGUUUCCUUGACUCUUCAUUUGUUAAUGGAGAGAGAGGGAAACGAUGGUGACUUGGGAGGAGAGAGAGACAAAUCUCUCCCAGGUACAUCUUUGGAUCGUAAACCAUCCAUUUUUAACUCAACCCUUUUGUUGUAUAAUGUUGGUGAGGUCAUUCUUAGCUUAAACUCAGAUGGGUUGUCUUGGAAAUCGGUGGAGCCUUUGGAAAAUGAUGUUUCAACUUGUUUAGGCAUUAAAUACGUUUCCAAGGUUGCUUCUGAGAUCAAACUUUCGGACAUAUAUGCUGUUGAGUUGAUUGAUAACAGUUCGAUUCACAAAUUAAAUCUCCCUCGUGGCACUGAACGUACACUUUCGAGUCAUGAUAGAAAGAUGUUCCACUUUACUGUGCACGGUUUUAUAAAGAGUAAGAAUCAACCUUCACAGUGGAUCCUGGCUGAAUAUACUUUCGGGCAUACAAAUUUGCAAACAUGUCUGAUGUGGGUAAAUCAACUUGAUUCAUCUUUGAAACUUGAAGUUGGAAGACCAAGGAGUCUUCUGGUUUUUGUUCAUCCAAGGAGUGGGAAAGGUAAUGGCUGUAGAAAUUGGGAAGCUGUGGCUCCUAUAUUCGCACUCGCCAAAGUAGAAACAAAGGUGAUUGUGACAGAGAGAGCAGGCCAAGCAUUUGAUAUGAUGUCAUCUCUAACAAAUAAGGAGCUUAACUCAUAUGAUGGUGCUAUAGCUGUUGGUGGUGAUGGAUUUUUCAAUGAAAUCCUUAAUGGGUUCCUUUCUCCCAGGCUUAAAGCUCCCUACCCACCAACUCCUCCAGAUUUUGUUCAUUUGGCUAAAGAUAAAGGCGAUUCCUUGGUUGUUGAUGAAAAUGAAGUGUUUGAGGAGACUUCAAGUCAAAGUGAAGACCAGUUUCCUCUGAUUUCAAGUGCAAAUCAAUCUGGGUUGAGAAUAUCAAAUUCUAGUUCGGAAGAUAAGGCUCCUGAGUUUCCUGUUCCAAAUGAAUGGUUUAGAUUUGGGAUCAUUCCCGCAGGUUCAACUGAUGCCAUUGUGAUAUGUACAACUGGAGCUCGAGAUCCUAUAACUUCUGCAUUGCAUAUUGUCCUUGGUAAAAGGGUACACCUUGACAUAGCUCAAGUUGUGCGAUGGAAAAAAACUCCUAGAUCUGAGGUUGAACCUUUAGUGCGCUAUGCAGCUUCCUUUUCAGGGUAUGGAUUUUAUGGCGAUGUUAUCAAAGAGAGUGAGAAGUAUCGCUGGAUGGGUCCCAAACGUUAUGAUUAUGCUGGAACAGUGGUAUUUUUAAGGCACAGGUCAUAUGAGGCAGAAAUAUCAUUCCUAGAUGAUGAAUCAGAGGAAACCGAUUCGACGACUUCCAAAAGGAGUCGUGAAAGUAGCCUUUUACGGGGAUUGAAAUCUCCACGCAGAUCAGAAAGAUGUAUCUGCCGUAUUAAUUGCAAAGUUUGUAAUGAAAAGCCAAAUAAUGCAGCUGCUGGAACUUGCAGCUUAACACCUCAUUUAAAUUCAGAAAAGAGAAGAUGGGUGAAAUCAAAAGGACGGUUUAUUAGUGUUGGAGCUGCGGUAAUCUCUAACAGAAAUGAAAAAGCACCCGAUGGUUUGGUUGCUGAUGCACACCUUUCAGAUGGCUUCCUUCAUCUCAUAAUGAUUAAAGAAUGUCCUCACGCUUCUUAUUUAUGGCACCUGACUCAACUUACAAAAAGAGGGGGAAGCCCUUUGAAUUUUAAGUUUGUCGAACAUUGCAAGACCCCUGCUUUUACCUUCACUUCUUCUGGCAAUGAGAGUGUAUGGAAUGUGGAUGGUGAGAUGUUUCAGGCACACCAACUCUCUGCUCAAGUGUUUCGCGGUCUCGUAUGCAUGUUUGCAACUGGUCCUGAAAUUUAAUUGAAAGAGUUUUGGCCAUGGUCUUAAAUGGAACCAUGAUAAAGCUUAUUUAGUACCAAACAAUUCUGUGUAUAUAUUUAUCUGUAGCAAUGCCUAAUUUUCCUUUAAGUGGAGGAUUUGAAUGAUGCCUCUUUUUCCUUUAUCUGUAGCAAUGCCUACAUUUGAAUUUAUGUAUGUAACCCUUGGUUCAUGAUUGUUAUGUUUUUAUAAGGGGAAUUCUUGAGGAUCAAAAUGCAAGUCACCUUAAUAUUGGGUGGGAGCAUGUGAUCUUUUAUGGAUAUUGUAAUUUCUAAUGAAUAAAUAUAGAUGACAAUUAGGCAGUAAUCAUGUUCAAUGCAUGAGUAUUUUCAGUUGAUGAUA
Medicago truncatula (barrel medic) is the source of this 2441-nucleotide messenger RNA. Its product is annotated as ceramide kinase. Lineage: Eukaryota; Viridiplantae; Streptophyta; Magnoliopsida; Fabales; Fabaceae. Gene Ontology annotation, biological process: ceramide metabolic process; phosphorylation. The record is from RefSeq and is a predicted model, not a curated record. Gene Ontology annotation, molecular function: ceramide kinase activity. The coding region runs from base 225 to 2081 and encodes 618 amino acids. The transcript is spliced from 12 exons.